Molecule: messenger RNA, 4646 nt
Organism: Xyrauchen texanus (razorback sucker)
Lineage: Eukaryota; Metazoa; Chordata; Actinopteri; Cypriniformes; Catostomidae
Product: insulin receptor substrate 1-B-like
Exons: 3
Coding region: 172-3702 (1176 amino acids)
Biological process (GO): insulin receptor signaling pathway
Cellular component (GO): cytosol; plasma membrane
Molecular function (GO): phosphatidylinositol 3-kinase binding; insulin receptor binding
Source: RefSeq, a predicted model, not a curated record
AUACAAGCUGGACCGGGAGGAAAACGCUCUUGAGCGCUUAUUUUGGCUCUCAUGGAGGGCGCGUGAUUGCGUGAUGAAAGAGAAGAGGACUGCUGCGAUCAUGAACGAAUGUAAAAUAUACCACCGAUUUUAGGCAGGCAUUGGUGGGAAAAACAAGAAAAUCGCCCAGCAAUGGAGAAUCAGGCGGCGAUGGAGCUGCAGAGCUAUGAGGACGUGAGGAAAAGCGGUUAUCUCCGCAAGCAGAAAUCUAUGCACCGGCGCUUUUUCGUUCUCCGGGCUGCAUCAGAGCAGGGCCCGGCUAGACUCGAAUAUUAUGAAAAUGAAAAGAAAUUCCGAAGCAAGUCACCUGUCCCAAAGAAAGCAGUUUACCUGGACUCCUGCUUUAACAUCAACAAACGGGCAGAUUCAAAGAACAAGCACAUGAUAGUGAUGUAUACCCGCGGGGAGAGCUUUGCCAUAGCUGCGGAUACCGUGGAGGUCCAAAACGAAUGGUACCAGGCCAUGUUGGAUCUACAGCUUAAAUGUAAGACUCCUGAUAACUGUGGCAGUGAAGGAGACUGUGGAAUGCCUUCCCCUGGCCCUGCCUUUAAGGAGGUCUGGCAGGUUAAAGUCUGGCCCAAAGGUUUGGGCCAGGCCAGGAAUCUAGUUGGCAUCUACCGACUUUGCUUGACUGACAAAACAGUAAAUUUUGUCAAACUCAACUCUGAUGUUGCAGCUGUAGUCCUCCAGCUGAUGAAUGUGCGACGCUGUGGCCACUCUGAAAACUUUUUUUUCAUUGAAGUGGGUCGUUCUGCCAUGACGGGCCCUGGUGAAUUCUGGAUGCAAGUAGAGGAUUCAGUGGUGGCACAGAACAUGCAUGAGACCCUUCUUGAGGCCAUGAAGGCCCUGAGUGAAGAGUUCCGGCAAAGAAGUAAAUCCCAGACUGCUGGCAUGUCUUGUGGAGGUGGCACUGCCUCUAACCCUAUUAGUGUACCAUCUAGACGGCACCACCCAAAUCUGCCACCCUCCCAGGUUGGCUUUUCUAGACGUUCUAGAACAGAAACACCAGGAGUACCUCAUAGCAACAACACGUCCCCCACUCCACCACAUGGAUUCUCUAGGUCACGAACUGCGAGUAUUGGGGCUCGAACAGAGGAUGGAGGGGGCAGAGCAACAGCACUAAGCGCCAGCCCGAGUCUCAAUGGUUCAUCUCGCUCAACUACCCCAACCCUGCGACCGAAACCCACACGAGCACCCACUCCAGCCAAGAUCACCCUGAGCCUAGCACGGUACACCCCUAACCCUGCACCUUCCCCAGCUCCUAGCCUCUCUUCCAGCUCUGGACACGGGUCAGAAUGUGGGUUGGGAGUAGCUACCUUUGGGACAGUGCCUAUUUGCGCCUAUGCCCGAAUUCCUCAGAGAGUGUCCAUGUCAGGAUCACCGAGUGAUUAUGGUUCCUCAGAUGAGUAUGGUUCCAGCCCUGGCGAGCACUCCCUGCUAGCCACAGGGCUCACUGCUGCCCUGGUUGAUGGCGGUACCAGUUACAUCCUGAUGGGCCAUCGAGAAGGUUCUCACAAACGUGCUCAUGGACGCAGGGUUCUUCGUCGAUCAUCUAAUCGUGAGUGUGAAGCUGAGCGCAGGAUGCUCAGCAAGCGAGCUUCAAUACCCCCUACCUCUGUCAAGGAAGGCUUGGUCUCUCUUCACAGGAAAGAGGAAGAGGAUGAUGAAGAAGACUAUGCAGUGAUGUCACACAGUGCAAGUAGAGAGUCUUUCACUUCAUGCCAAGGUUCAGGAGGUUCAGCUACAACAUCAUUGUUGCAACUGGAAAAUUCAGCAGAUAAAGGUGUCAGUACUAAAGGGGGACUUGAGGACUUCUCAGUAGACAGUGGCUACAUGUCCAUGUUACCUGGUGUUACGGCUCCUCCUGCAUCAAUGUCAUUAUCAGUCUCUGGUUCAGAUGUCAUUUCAAAGGGUGGAGAUGAAUACAUGUCAAUGACUCCCAAUAGUAGUGUCUCACCACCUCAGCACAUCUGUCUCCCCAUCAAUGAAGGAUACAUGAUGAUGUCUCCAAACAGUAGCUGUUCAUCAGAUUUGCAUGGCCUGAGUGGAUGCAUCUGGAGCAGCAGGGGCAGCAUGGAGAGUCGGGCAGGCAGCGACUAUAUGAACAUGUCACCUAUAAGUGCCAGAUCAGCAUGCAGUACUCCUCCAUCACAGCCAGAGCAUCAACCAUUGCAACCAAAAAUGGUCUAUUCCUAUUUUUCUUUGCCACGUUCUUAUAAACACACAACCCUCUCAACCCGCUUUGAGGAUGAUCUGGACAGGGUUUGUAUUGGUAGAGGUGAAAGGGAAACUGGAGGAAAGAUCAGGCAUAGUGGUUACCAUUGUGGAGGGGACGCAUCUGGGGUCUCAGGUGGUGGUGGCCAACAAUCUCUGUCCUCAUCCUCUUUCUCCUCUAGCUCAGCUAGCAGUGAAAGCCUUGAAGACAGGUCAAUGUGUCUGUCUGUAGGUGGAGUGGGAAGGGCAAGUAGGUUGGGCACAGGACACAGAGUAGGGGGUGCUCACCCCAAAAUCUCCCACCACCAUCACCAGCAGAGAUGUGGACCAGGUGUCCAGAAACAGGGUCAAUUACAGCAGAGGAAGGACAAGUCCUCCAGCUUUUUUGUGAAUAUGUCCAAAGCCAACACGCUGCCAAGGGUCAGGGAGACUUUGCUGCCAACUCCAUCCCCAAGCCCUGGAGAAUAUGUAAGCAUUGUUUACCAGGGUGAGCGAGCAGGGCAUUACAAAGGGAGGAGUACAGCUGAACCGGGGAACCCUAUGGCACAAGGACCUCAAAGAGCCUUUCACAGACCACAGCCAUGUCAGAGUGGGACUGUCAUUCUUCCUCUGAGCUUCUCAGCACCCCUUUCCACCUCUAUCUCUUUAUCCUCUGAAUAUGUGAACAUGGACUUAGGUAACUCACCUUCUUCUCUUACUUCCCUCUCCUCUUUCAACCCUGCCCCAAAAGUCAGAGAGGAGCUCACAAGAACUCCUCAAGUGGAUCAAGAAGUGGCACAUUGGAAUAGCAGGGAGACAGAUUUGACAUCUGCAGAUGUGGCUUCUUCUCCUUUCACAGACUAUACUGAGAUGAAGUUUGGAUCCCCAAAGUCCCCAAAACCUGGCCAAACACCCCAGCCAUCAUCCAUGAAGCAGGAGCACAACAUGAAUUUCUCCUCACCAAAUUCUUUUACAAAUGUGGAACAGGGUGCACGACUAGUCAGGGCUGAAUCAUCAGCAAGAAGACGGCACCUCUCAGAGACAUUCAUGGCCCCUCCAAUUCUCCCCAUCUCCCCCUCUGCCUCUCCCUCUCCUUUUCCUGAAACACCACAUGGUGCUUCAACACGACAGCAAGGAUUAGAGCAUAACCUUUGGACUAGUGGUCAACCACCCUCCCCACAGUGUGCCAGCCCUGGUGUAGCAAAUCUACCUGCUGCUCAGGCAUCUUCUUUGGCUCUGGAGAAAGUCCUGAACUACAUUGAUUUAGACUUGGUCAGUAAGGAGAAUUCUCAAACCAGUGAGGAUGGACCCUCUGGCCCUCACACAUUUUCUUCUCCUGUAGUAGGGGGGGUGGCUGGCGCUGGAGGAAGCACCUCCUCCAGCAUCAACACAUAUGCCAGCAUUGAUUUCAUCAAGUCACAAGAAAUGAAAGUUUAUAAAACCAGUAGGAAGGACAACAAAGAUUGUUAAUGUUUCCACAUUCAAAAACAAGAUGGAGACGCAGUCAACGCUUGUCCUACCUCCCUGCGUGAGUGUUUGUAUGUGUUCACCUGAUGUGUUGUGAAAAAUGGUGUGAUUGCCCAAAUCCCUCAGCAGUGGACACUUAACUGCCCUGGCCUCACAUCAACAUUUACUCUCAUUAGUUUCCAUUGAUUCAAUCAAAAUAACAUUUGUGCCAAAAGACUAUAGGUCAUGUCCACCAGAGAACACAGUGACGGACAGAUCUUUCUGCCAGUCAUGAAGGGCCAAUGCAACACUUGACAACCAACCAGGAGCCAAAGGAGCAAUGAUAUUCCUUUUUUCCUCUACCACAAGUAUUGUAAAGAGAUGUUAAAUAAAUUAAAGAUGAAAAAUAUACAUCAGACAUAAUAUUAUUUAGAAUCAAUCAAACUAUCUAUCUAUACAACAUUUUUGAAAAAGUGCCUCAUUUUUAUUGUAGCCAUUUUUACAUAGGUCUUGAUGUGCUCUGUAAAAGAAAAAUGCUUUGUUCUUUGUCUUGCUUUGCCCAUUCCUUUCUGUUGCUAAGCGUAAGGUAUCCUGAACAAAGUCAAGAGGCAGAUUGGAGAGAGGGAGAGAGAAGAAAGACUAUUAGUUAUGAGGAAUAGCUUUAUUUGCUAUAGUUUCUGUAAUCAGAUUGUCUUACUGUACUGUAUAAGGAUGUGUGUGUGUGUGUGUGUGUGUGUGUGUGUGUGUGUGUGUGUGUGUGUGUGUGUGUGUGUGAGCGUGUAUUUAUCACUUUGUGGGGACCAAAUGUCCCCAUAAGGAUAGUAAAACCCGAAAUUUUUGACCUUGUGGGGACAUUUUGUCGGUCCCCAUGAGGAAAACAGCUUAUAAAUCAUACUAAAUUAUGUUUUUUGAAAAUGUAAAAAUGCAGAAAGUUUUCUGUGAGGGUUAGGUUUAGGGGUAGGGUUAGG